AUGCCAGAAAUGGACAUUCUGGGUAAACAGUCUUACUUCCAAGACAACACUACGGGCCUGCGGCCUUACAACAGGAGACAGAAUGGGGGUGGCGAGGCACCACCAAGCCCAGAGCGGCCCCUGCUCCUCCGCCCCACGCCGCAGAGACCUCUUCUCCCAAGCCAGCCCAAAGAGCGUUGGGUGGGCGAGCCUGGGACCAGGGCCCAGCGCCCCCUGCUCCCCAUCAAUCUCUCCCGGUUCUCGGGCGCGGGGGGCUCUUCCUCCUCCCAGCCCCCUGCGGCGCUGGGUGCCAGCCAGGCGACGACUCUCACCGCCGCUCGGCGCGGCGGGGCGCGGGGCUCCCAGGGGCUCCGGGCGCACAAAGCUCACCCCGACCACGCUCCCCGCCUCGGCGGGGCCGCGCGGCUGGACCGCACGCCCUCGGCCCCCACCCCGGAGCCCACCCCACACCCCUCCCCGUCUGGCCCGCUGCCGGCCCCCGUACCUGCUCCCAGCGCUCGGCCGCAGGCGCCGCCACCCUGGGCGCCCGCCGGGAGAGGUCAUGGAACAUCCUUUAAUAUCGACUGCAAUGUCUGUUCUUGCUUUGCUGGCAAUUUGGUGUGUUCUACCCACCUGUGCAUCAGUGAGCACAGUUCAGAAGAUGACUGUCGCACCUUCACAGGUCUGCCCUGUAACUGUGCAGAGCAGUUUGUCCCCGUGUGUGGGCAGAACGGACGCACUUACCCCAGUGCCUGCAUUGCUCGCUGUGUGGGCCUCCAAGACCAUCAAUUUGAGUUUGGAUCAUGCAUCUCAAAGGAUCCUUGUAAUCCUAACCCCUGCCCCCAAAACCAAAGAUGCAUACCCAAACCACAAGUCUGCCUGACGACUGUUGAUAAAUUUGGAUGUAGCCAACAUGAGUGUUUGCCCAGACAGCUCACCUGUGACCAGGCCCGCGAUCCUGUGUGUGACACAAACCACCUGGAGCACAGCAACCUCUGCACUUUGUACCAGAGAGGGAAAAGCCUCUUGUACAAAGGCCCGUGCCAGCCCUUCUGCAGAGCCGCAGAGCCCGUCUGCGGGCACAAUGGGGAGACCUACAGCAGCGUGUGUGCCGCCUACUCGGACCGGGUGGCGGUCGAUUACCACGGGCCCUGCCAGGCCGUCGGGGUCCUCUCAGUGUCCAGUUCUGUCUCCGAAUGUGCUGCGGUGAAGUGUCCUUCGCUCUCAGCGACUGAGUGCAAACCCGUCAUCCCACCCGGUGCUUGUUGCCCAUUAUGUGCCGGGAUGCUAAGAGUUUUAUUUGACAAAGAAAAGCUGGAUACUAUUGCUAAGGUAACAAACAAAAAGCCGAUAACAGUUCUGGAAAUACUUCAGAAAAUCCGCAUGCAUGUGUCUGUCCCACAGUGUGACGUAUUUGGAUACUUCAGCAUUGAGUCAGAAAUUGUUAUUCUGAUUAUUCCCGUUGAUCAUUAUCCAAAAGCUUUGCAGAUUGAGGCCUGCAAUAGAGAGGCAGAGAAGAUCGAGUCCCUUAUCAACUCCGACAGCCCUGCUCUGGCAUCCCACGUCCCUCUCUCAGCACUCAUCAUUUCCCAGGUACAGGUCUCCAGCAGCGUGCCGUCGGCUGGCAUCGGGGCCAGACCCCCCUGCCACUUCUGCCUCUUCCUCCUCAGCCUGGGCCUCGCCUUGCACUUGCUCUGGACACAUAACUGACUGCCCAUGAAAAGCGCAGAGUGUUCCUCCAUCUAAUUCUUCUGCCUUGUGAAAACCAUACAGGACUGCUGGUCUGUAGUUGAAUAGUGGCCAGGUAAACGCACUUGUCACCUCUCUUCACCACACAGUAUUUUUUUAAUCUGCCAAUAUUAGUAGGGUUUUUGUUUUGUUUUUACAAAUGUUAAAAUACAUUCUUCCAAAUACUAAUGAAAAGAGGAUGUCUCCUUCUGCUGGAUCACUGCCUUACAAUUUACAUUUUGCUUGUUUGGUGGGACCCCUACUCUAAACCAAAUUCAAAAUCACUGAUAAAUGAGAUGAUCCCUUUUUAGAAAGAUAACUCACUUUACUAUGGGCUUCGUAUCACAGAAACUUCAUUUCAGAAUUCCUGUAAGUAUUGAGGUGCCCCAGUGUAUACAUUUUGCUUUACAGAUAAUUACAUACUCUGUCUUGAAGCUAGGGGCCACAGGGAAGAGCCACUGCUAUUAGAGUAUGAAGUAAAGAUAAAGCAUCUUUGAAAUUAUCAUGUAAAUCACCAGGCAAAUUUAAUUUACAGAAAUUUAAUUCAGGAACCCAUCUGUUGUGUUAAGCAAAAGCAAGCUGAUUAAAUGACACAUAAUGAUAGAUGGUGACAGUCUCAGUGGUUACUAAUGUGGUUACUGUGACUUUCGUGAAAGAAAGUUACAUCGCAUCAAAGUGUCUUGCAUUAUGCAUUUUUAUAUUAACCAGAUGUAUAUUCUUUGGUAUUCAUCCAAGCUAAAUUUAGAGUUUUUAAACAUCAAUCUUUAAACCAAUUGCUGCUACUUAUAUAAUUGCCAAAAAGUGAAAUAAUGAGUAGUUCAUGUACAUAAUACAUGAUUUAUCUAUUUUAUUAUGAAGAAGGUGAAUAGCCAUGUUUGUAAAAUGACAAUCGUGUGUGUUAACCCAGUACUUUGCGUUCAUGAAGACACAUUCGCUUUUUGUGAUAUGCACAGUAUAGAUGAGUCUUCUCUCUCUUUUUUAUAUAGAAUUAUAAAGAAUUGUGGUUUAUAUAUUUACAAAUGUCAAUCUAAGUAUGAACAUGUUUGCAUGUUGUCUAAGAAAUUGAAUUCUUCGAAUGCGUUUCACAGUUUGAAAUAAGCUAUUCAAUGUAAUACUUCUUGUUUGUAUGCACCUAAACUUAGAUUUUACAUGAAGUAUUUUUUUCAGUAUUGUAUGUAGCCUCUGGAAUAUAUAGGGAUAUGCUUAUUUUACCAAAAUGUUGUGUAAAAGUGGGCACUUAAAGUUUUCAGAAUAUCUCAGUGCUGACGGAGCGUUGUUUGCUGCAGUGGCUUUUUCUAUAUAAAUGUCUUCACUGCAAGAUACUGGAAAGCUUUUCCAUUUUAAUAAAGAUAACUUUUAUAU
Diceros bicornis minor is the source of this 3069-nucleotide messenger RNA. Its product is annotated as reversion-inducing cysteine-rich protein with Kazal motifs-like. Gene Ontology annotation, biological process: sprouting angiogenesis; blood vessel maturation; extracellular matrix organization. NCBI's taxonomy places the organism in Eukaryota, Metazoa, Chordata, Mammalia, Perissodactyla, Rhinocerotidae. The transcript has 11 exons. The coding region runs from base 1 to 1689 and encodes 562 amino acids. Gene Ontology annotation, molecular function: protein binding; metalloendopeptidase inhibitor activity. The record is from RefSeq and is a predicted model, not a curated record. Gene Ontology annotation, cellular component: plasma membrane.